AUGUCCACUUUCGGCAACAAAUCCGUGAAAGUUCAUGAUCGGGAACUCGUUCAACUCUCAAUUGUGCCACAGAAAUCGGACUAUACCGGACUCUUUGGCCAUUACUCGCGGAGCUCGGGUGUGGGGGUCAAUAAGAAAGCUUUGAUGAUUGGAGUCAACUAUUUUCGCCAGCGGGGUCAAUUAUGCGGCAGCAUACGUGAGGUUCAGAACAUGUCCGCAUAUCUCAACCUGAACUUUGGAUACCCCAGAGAGAACAUGGUCAUUCUAACGGAUGACCAGCGAAAUCCAUUCUCCCAACCGACAAGAGCCAACAUACUUAGGGCAAUGUGUUGGCUGGUGAAAGAUGUCCAGAGCAACGACUCUUUGGUUUUCCACUACAGUGGUCAUGGCCCACAGCCACCGAGCGAUAAGGAAGAGGAGGAAGGCUGCGACGAAGUUAUAUUCCCGGUGGACUUUCGCUCAGCUGGUUGCAUAAUAGGUAUUGAGAUUUACAAAAUAAUGAUUCAAGGACUGCCUGCUGGUGUGAAACUCAAAACUAUUUUCGACUAUAGUUAUUAUGAGGGAAUGACAAUUUACUGA
Messenger RNA from Rhinocladiella mackenziei CBS 650.93, 579 nucleotides. RefSeq lists its product as uncharacterized. Bases 1 to 579 code for a protein of 192 amino acids. The transcript has a single exon. NCBI's taxonomy places the organism in Eukaryota, Fungi, Ascomycota, Eurotiomycetes, Chaetothyriales, Herpotrichiellaceae. Gene Ontology annotation, molecular function: cysteine-type endopeptidase activity. Gene Ontology annotation, biological process: proteolysis. The record is from RefSeq and is a predicted model, not a curated record.